Messenger RNA from Babesia bigemina, 231 nucleotides. RefSeq lists its product as hypothetical. The transcript has a single exon. The record is from RefSeq and is a predicted model, not a curated record. Lineage: Eukaryota; Apicomplexa; Aconoidasida; Piroplasmida; Babesiidae. The coding region runs from base 1 to 231 and encodes 76 amino acids.
AUGUCGCUCGCAAGAGACUGCAUGCCAAUGGGGACCGUAACGUCUGAAUGCAGCGACGCCGACCGAUCACACCCGUUCUGCGCUGCGGAAGGAACACUGUUAAAUAUCCCAGGAUAUCUGGCAGAAUUAGCUGCAAUCUCGUUGGACCUCAGGGAUCUAGCUUCGCUGCGAGAUUCUACGUUCACUCCCGUCGUGAGCCUGAUUAUUGAGGAUUACCCCGUUUCGGUGUGA